Messenger RNA from Trachemys scripta elegans, 2490 nucleotides. RefSeq lists its product as uncharacterized. NCBI's taxonomy places the organism in Eukaryota, Metazoa, Chordata, Testudines, Emydidae. The record is from RefSeq and is a predicted model, not a curated record. Bases 22 to 1935 code for a protein of 637 amino acids. The transcript is spliced from 2 exons.
GAAGUGAAUGGAGUCCGGUGUAUGGCAUGGAGGGACACUGCAGCAGAUAUUACUCUGGUUAAAGCAAGUCUUGUCAGGAAGGAAGAUUAUUUGCCAGGUGAAGAUGUAACUGUUGUAGCCUUAUCUAAGUAUUUUGUCAGGGUGCCUUUAGCUAAAAUCCACCUGAAAUGGAAGGGUUUGGAGGGCACCAUGGUUGUGGGAGUAAAAGACAUAAUCCCUAAGGAUAUUAUGAUUGGAAAUGAUAUUCAAGCUAUGGUCAGUCAAGUUAAUACAAACCAGGCACAAGAGAGGAUUGAUCCUAAGGUUGUGCCUAUGGAGGGUUUCUCCAAAAGUUUGUCUUUGGAAAGUAGCUGUUUGGCUGUGAAUGAAGUUUCUGAAUGUCUAUCUAAUGUCUCAGAAGUAAAUCUGGAAUUAGAUCAAGCGAAGGGAGAGGAGAACAAGGAGAUUUUGGAUGAGCCUAGGCAGUCUGGUGAGCUGAUGGCUUUAUCUAGUCAGCAGUUUGGGAAGGCAAGGAGAGUGGAAAAUGAGUGUCCCUAUACCUUAUCUGUUUCCUGUGCGAAGAAUAGUGACAGUGAAGGAAAUGUGCCUGUGUCUGUCAGGGGUGUUGACUUGCCUAUGGAGGAAGCUACCCCAGUCUCCAAGCAGUUGUCUGUGAACAGCCCGGUUUGCUGGGACAAGGGAAAUGAAAUCCCAAACUGUAUGUCUAGUAAAGAAAAAUGUGUCUCCAACUCUUUUUUGUCUGUGGAGCAGACAGAAGGUGCCUUUCGGCCUGUGAUGGUUGAGAGUAAUUUAGCUGUCUCAGAGUUGGUUCUGGAUUCAACUAAAGCCCAGGAAGGGAAUGGUCCUAAGUUUGCAUCUGCUGGGGAGAAUGGCACCGUAACUAGGUUGCAUCCAGUUAGUGUCUUAGCAAAAUCCCAGAGACCAGACAAUUCUGGUGCUUGUAUUUUGCUUGUUGCUCAUGUGUGGUUGGAGAAGGGUGUUAUAACUCUGUCUGAUCAGGGUGAUACCCUAGCCAGGGCACAAGGAGAGCAGAAAGGUAAUUUGGUUGUGGUACCUACGGACAGUUUAACAACUUGUAGCAAAAAGGAAAAAAUUCCUAAGCUUGUGUGUGGCAAAGAGAAGGGAAAUAUUUCUAACCUUUUAUCUAGGAAGUCUAUGGGUUUGCCUGAAAGGGGAUUGUGUAGAGAUCUGCCUGAUGGGCCAAAGGUGGUCCUGAAUGCAAGUAAGACCCAGACAGAGUCUGUUGUUGCUCAGGAAAGUGUUCCUUUAGAACAAGCCCUAGGUGAAGAGGGUAAGGGCAGAAUUUCUGUGAAGGGUGAAUUGCUGCUUAGAAAAGCUCUUGGAGAAAGGAAUCCUCAUGGUAAUCGGUGCAAGCAGUUCCCUGCAACUGAAGGGUGUGAGAGUGAUUUAAUCAAGGAAGUUUCAGUUCCUAGCAGCCAAAAAUUGUCUGUUGUGAAUGGAUCCACUGACUUUCCUUUGAAAAGAUCCAGUGUGGGUAGCUUUGAGAAUGUCUCAGAGGAAGUAAAAGUUGUUAAGGAAUUGAGGCAGCCCUAUAACCAAGUGGCUGUGUGGGGCAAACUUGUUGGGGAGACAAUGGUGUUGGAACAGGAAUGUCUCCAUUCUGAUUCUUUAAAUGAGCAGUUUGUGCUUCAGGGUUUGAGGACAGAUUUGGUUACUGAUGUGUCAGAGCAGAGCAGUUUUAUGGCUAAAUGCUUGAGGAUGCGGGGGAGAGCAAGCAAACUCUCACCCGCAGACUCUUUGGAUUUGUGUGGUAUCUCUUUAAGACAGAGUCUAGCCUUGGAAAUGAUAGCAGUUAGGAAUAUGAAAACUGGUGGACUGGCUCUGGUCUGGGGUAGUGCAAAUUACUUGCCUGGCUGGGAAAGGGAGGACUUGCUAAUAGCUGUUAGCACAGAGGGCCCCCCCAUCAGCCAGUGAAUUCUGUUAAGCAAGAGAAAUCAGGGUUUGAUCCUGCAGGACAAGGAGGAAAGAGAAAACUGAAUUUGGCAAAGGGAAGCCACAGGUUAACCCUAAAAUGCCUUUCUCUUCCUGAAGUUCCCUGUCUCAUUCACUCACACCUUGCAACUUCUACAACAAGUGAGACAAGAAUCCUACACAUCAUUCCCUACACAGCCCUGAUUGAUUCCCAGAGCAGGUCCAUCCUAUGCACUGAAGAGGGAGGGAUUCUGUGGAGGGGGGAAAUGUGAUUGUAUAAUUUAAAGACCAUAUCGUUGCCACUUUUCAACCUGAGGGACUAGUCAAAGUUUGGGGCCCUAUGAGUGUUGGGAGUAGAAAUAGGUGUAGUCAGUUAUUUCUUUGAUGUAGUUUUGCUUAUUUACCAAGAACGUAGAAAGUCGUGUGUCUUUCAGUGCAGAAGGAUUCAAAGAGCAGGAAAUGGCUUCUUUUGCUCACAGCACCAGGAACAUUCUUUUUAGUUUGCACCCCUGACCCACAAACCUCCUCCCAGGUUUCUUCCAGAGUCAGCCACCAUGU